Glossina fuscipes is the source of this 2587-nucleotide messenger RNA. It is a transcript of the gene Mys45A, whose product is annotated as protein SDA1 homolog. Gene Ontology annotation, cellular component: nucleolus. Gene Ontology annotation, biological process: ribosomal large subunit export from nucleus; ribosomal large subunit biogenesis. The record is from RefSeq and is a predicted model, not a curated record. Lineage: Eukaryota; Metazoa; Arthropoda; Insecta; Diptera; Glossinidae. The transcript is spliced from 3 exons. Bases 387 to 2498 code for a protein of 703 amino acids.
GAAAUUUCAAGCAUUCAGUGGAAUAAUAUUAAGCUACCUUGAAAGAUAGAACAAUAAGAAAAAAAAAUUCUAAACAAGAUCGUAAUGCUUAGACAUAUUCAAUACGAGUGAUGGAUAAUAAACAACAUAUGAUCUUUUAAUACAUGAUUUUAUCAAAAUGUUCACACGUGCACUUUUAACCGCACUUCUUCAAGAAACAAUUGCACGUAUUGUUCGUAUGCGAGCGAAAUACAACCGUUCUAUGUCUUGUUUUGAAGGAUAGUUACGAUAAUUGUAUAUUUACAUUUAAAACAUAUGACUUUUUGCAGUAGAGUGUACAUUAGCAGCACGUGUUUUUGCUAAACUGACUAAACAAAUAAUUAUCAUUAAGCUCCAAAACAGAAAAAAUGCGACAUAAUAAUCAAUUACCUGAUAAUUUGCCACAAUUACAAAACCUAAUUAAACGUGACCCGGAAUCAUACAAAGAUGAAUUUCAACAGCAAUAUCGUCAUUUUCUCAAUAGCUUGGAAGUAUUUGCUUUAAAACCAAAUGAAGAAAAUAAAAAAAUUGAUGAAUUAGUGAUGUUCAUAGCGCAAGUAGCUCAAUGUUAUCCUGCUGAAUGCUUGCAAUUUCCUCAGCACUUGGUGGAUUUGUUGAAAAAUCAUGCUACCACAUUAGAUCCUACUAUGCGCAAUUGUUUUGUUAAGGCUUUGAUAUUAAUGCGUAACAAAAGCCUCAUUCCUGCCUUGGAAUUGUUGGAAAUAUGUUUUCAGUUAAUGCGUUGUCCAGACAAACAUUUGAGGACAUUUCUUCAAAACCACAUAAUAGCCGAUAUCAAGAAUAUGAAUUCUAAGCACAAAGAUAUGAAGCUAAAUUCCACGUUGCAAAAUUUUAUGUAUUCAAUGUUAAAAGAUGCUAACCCAAAAGCUGCUAAAAUGUCUUUAGAUGUUAUGGUUGAACUAUAUAGAAAAGAUAUAUGGAAUGAUGCCCGGACUGUGAAUUUUAUUGCAAAUGAGGGCUGUUUUUCAAAGAUGACAAAGGUUAUGGUGGCUUCCUUGAAAUUCUUUUUGGGUUGUGAUGAGGAAAGUGUCGGUUCUAAUGAUUCCGAUAGUGAGGAUAAUAUAGAUUUAAAAAGCGCUCUAAUACAAAGUCGUGUAAAUAAAAAAACCAAAAAGCGUAAGAAGCAAUUGGAACAAUUGAAGAGACAAGCUGUAAAAGCUCAGAAAAAGAAAGGACGGGCUCCUUCUUUCAACUUUUCUGCGAUCCAUUUAAUACACAAUCCUCAAGGCUUCGCCGAAGAGCUCUUUAAACAAUUACAAAGUGGCAAUGAACGUUUUGAAGUAAAACUUAUGCACCUGGAUGUAAUAUCUCGUUUAAUUGGUAUUCACCAACUAUUUUUGUUUUCUUUUUAUUCAUAUAUUACAAGAUUUAUGCAACCACAUCAGCGACAAGUAACUAGAAUUUUACAGUUCGCGGCUCAGGCAUCUCAUGAGCUAGUGCCUGGGGAUGUGAUAGAACCCAUUUUAAAAACAAUAGCAAAUAAUUUCAUAACCGAACGUAACUCUUCAGAUGCCAUGGCUAUUGGUUUGAACGCUACCCGCGAAAUUUGUCAAAGAUGUCCUUUGGCUAUGGGCGAAGAUUUAUUGAGAGAUUUAGCUAUGUAUAAAAGCUAUAAGGAUAAGUCCGUAAUGAUGGCUGCAAAGUCAUUAAUAACGCUCUACCGGGAACAAUUGCCAGCAUUGCUGCACAAAAAAGACAGAGGACGUUUAACGGAAGCUCAGGCUGAAUUAAAACCACGGGCUUAUGGUGAAAUCCAAGUACACGACACGGUACCGGGAGCCGAGGCGUUGCUAAAAAAUUCGAAAAUCAUUAACAUCGACAGUGAUGACGGUAGUGAUUUUGACAACAAUCAAGGGGAAUGGGUGGACGUAUCGCACAGCGAAAAUGAAGCUGACAGCGAGGCACAAAGUAGUGACAACGAAGAGGAGAGUGAAUUGGAAAUUGAAAAUGACAAUAAUAGUACCGAAGACUCUGACGAAGAUUGUAUUGAAGAGGAAUCCGUAAAAGUAUCACCUGCGAUUCCAUCCGAUGUUAAAAAGCUUAAUGAAAAAGAGUCUGCCAAGGAAUUGGCGUCAACUCGUAUAUUUACUGAUGAAGAUUUCAAACGCAUUAACGCAGUCAAUCUUAAAAAGACAGUCACCAAUGCGCGCAAACGGCCGUUGGAAAAAGAAAAUUCAGAAUUAGUAAAGCUCGAUAACAUCGAGAUGAUUUAUAAGAAACGUAAGCAUGAUAAGGAAUCACGUUUGGAAACGGUUGAAGAUGGGCGCUCAGAUCGCGAAAAAUAUGGUUGGAAAGAUGGCCGCAAAAAUCCCGAUUGUUCCAAAACCAAUCGCGAGAAACGCAAACGAAAAAAUUUCGUUAUGAUGCGGCACAAGGCCCGAUCUAAGGGCAAAAAAAGCUUUCGUGAAAAACAACAAGCCUUAAGAAGGCAUUUGUUGCAUCAAAAGAAAAUGAAAUAAGUACAUACGCAACUAAUAAAAGUUCAUUGUUACAUAUUUUUUUAUAUACUGUUUACGUGUACGGCUUUAUUCUACAUAAAAUAAAAUGC